This is a messenger RNA of Ectocarpus siliculosus, 2187 nucleotides long. The record is from the annotation of a GenBank genome assembly. Lineage: Eukaryota; Phaeophyceae; Ectocarpales; Ectocarpaceae.
AUGCCAGAAGUGGGGGUCGCGGCGACAGCGCUAACCGAUGCUGCUGCCGCCGCCAACACCACCGACAGCGCCACCUAUCCAGCGGAAGCAGGCUGCAACGACGACAAGCAAGGGAGCUCUUUGCCAACGGACUCCGAGAUGAAUAGCCCCACCAGGGACCCCAUGUCUGAAGAAGAGGGGCAGCAGGGAGGACAACAACAACAACGGCGCCAUGGCGGAGACGAUGAUGACAGGGGGCAGGAGAAGGGCGGUUCAAACGAGGAGAAGGCAGAAAAAUUGACGGCCGGGCCGAAAGAAGCGGCAGCGGGACCGAAAGAAGCGACGGAGGAACCGAAUAAAGCGACUGAGGAACCGAAAGAUGCGGCUGCGGGAUCGAAAGAAGCGACUGAGGAACCGAAAGAUGCGGCUGAGGAACCGAAAGAUGCGACUGAGGAACCGAAAGAUGCGGCUGAGGGAUCGAAAGAUGCGACUGAGGGAUCGAAAGAUGCGGCUGAGGGAUCGAAAGAUGCGACUGAGGGAUCGAAAGAUGCGGCUGAAGGAUCGAAAGAAGUGAUGGAGGGACCGAAAGAAGCAACUGAGGGACCGCAAGAUGCGGCUGAGGGAUCGACGGAAGCUACCGAGGGACCGCAAGAAGCGACGGAGGGAUCGAAAGAAGGUGCCGAGGGAUUGAAAGAAGCGACGGAGGGAUCCAAACAAGCGUCUGAGGGACCGAAAGAAGCGAGUGGGGGAUCCACAGGGAUGGAGGAACCGAAAGAGGCGACUGAGGGACCGAAAGAAGGCGCCGAGGGACCGAAAGAAGGGGCCGAGGGAUCGAAAGAAGCGACGGAGGGACCAAAAGAAGCGACGGAGGGGUCGAAAGAAGCGACUGAAGGAUCGAAAGAAGCGACUGAGGACCCUAAAGAAGCGACUGCAGGAACGACCGCGCCAGGAACGGAGAUGGAAAUUGACGACCCACCUGCCGCUACCCCUGCCCAAUCAAAGAAACGCCGUCGAGAAGACGGGCCAGAAGAAGACCCUAGCGCAGGGGCAGUUGAGAAGGCCUCAGGAGAGAGCGACGCUAGCAUGGUGAUUGAGGCCGGCGGCGCCGGGGCUCAAGAAAGCGAGCGGGACUCGCGGCGGCCAGGCCCGGACACGCCCAAGCCACUGGAGGACCCGAAGGCGCGCAGCAGCGAAGGAGCGAGGCCGGGACCCGAAGCUGGGAAGGAGACCAAGAGGCAGGCUGCGGAGGGAGAAGACAAGGGAAAGGGGAAGGGCGCGGAGGAAGGGGCGGGAGAAGAGAAACGCACCACCAGCCCGUGUCCGGACCACGCGCUGCCGGUGGCCCGGACGUUCUUUGACUUUGAGGCCGUGAGCGGCUUGGAGAUGAGGAUGCUCCCGGAAUUUUUCACCGGCCGGAGUGCGUCCAAGACGCCGGAGAUGUACAUGCAGUCUCGGAACUACAUGGUGCGGUCGUACCAACGCAUGCUGGAGGUCGACCCGGAUGGGCAGGCGUUUCUGAUGGGGACGGAGUGCCGGCGAAAGCUGGCCGGUGAUGCUUGCUCCAUCUUACGGAUACACGACUUCCUCCACCGUUUCCGCCUCCUCAAUACCCGCACCGUCGGUAAGCGCCCGGCUUCCUACUCCCUAGCGCCCCCCGCCCCGCACCUGUGGAAACACACACCCCGGUCCGCGGGACCCGCUCCUCCCUCCCUGCCGAGCAGCAACAACGACGGGCGGACAGGGCGGCGCUUCUGCUGCUGGUGCUGCUGCUCCAACGACGACAACCGCAGAACGAGGGCUUGGGCGGGGAGAAGGGGGAGGGGAGGCGGGAGCGCGGCGGGCGCCGCAGCGGGCCGACCUGGGCUCCGGGGCCGGCGGCGGCGGCGGCGGCGUCGACGAAAGGGAGUGGCGCCGGGAGGAGCUGGUUCUCCUGAUGGAGGCGGCGGUGGCGAACCCGAACCGGUGGGACGCCGUGGCGCGCCAGGUCGCGGGAGGGCGGACCCCCGCGGAGUGCAUGCAGCGGUUUCUCAGCCUGGCCGUCGAAGAUGUGGUCCAGGGCAACGAGAAGCCUCCGGUGGCCGUGCCGGCGGCGGCUUCCGCUGGGACAGGGGCUACAGUCGAGGAGGCGGCGGGCUCGACGGGGGGGGCGGGCGGCGGGGGGGGCGCUGCUGCUGCUGGCCAGCAGGCCGCAACCGCUGGCGGCUGUAG